ACCACCCCUCCUCUCUCCCUCUCUCCACAUUCAGACUCCAUUACUUCCACCCAGCACACUGAGGGUUUUUCUCUCGUCCAUCCGGGGCCAUGUUUUGGUUUCACCGACUGUCCCUUGGACUCCUGCUGCUCCACCUGAGCGCCGCACAAGACGUCUUUUUGGACGGCGAGGCGGCCAGUCAAGUUCUCCACCGACAGAGACGAGCCAACAGCUUUCUAGAGGAACUAAAACAAGGAAACAUGGAGAGGGAGUGCAUGGAGGAGCGCUGUGUCUUUGAGGAGGCGCGAGAGAUCUUUGAAGACGAAGACAAAACUAAUAAAUUCUGGGCCAAAUACGUUGACGGCGACGCAUGCGAGUCGAUGCCCUGCGCUCAUCAGGGACUCUGCAAAGACGGCAUCGGCAGCUACAGCUGCUACUGCCAGUCUGGCUACGAGGGCUUCAACUGUGAAAUCGUUAUUCCGGAGCUCUGUGAGAAUAAAAACGGCGGCUGUAAACACUUCUGCAAAGUGGUGCAAGGAAACAUCCAGUGCUCCUGCACCAACGGGUAUUUCCUGGGAUCAGACGACAAAUCCUGCAACUCCCACGAGCCCUUCAAAUGCGGCGCCAUCAUCAGCGGAAACACCAGGACCGUUUUCAGGUACGUGCGUCAGAACACGACGGCCGUCAACGCCACAGAGUCGAACCAGACGGACCGCGGCGCCAACUCCACCGAGCCGUCGGAUACGUCCUCACUUCCUGUUGACGGGGACGACAGUUUUGUUCCAGAAAAUGAAAACGCGGUUUACGAGGAACAGGUUGUCCCUCAAAUGGCGGGUAAUACCCGCAUCGUCAACGGGGAGGACUGUCCUCCAGGAGAAUGUCCGUGGCAGGCUCUCCUCCUGAACGAGGACGAUCAAGGGUUCUGCGGAGGAACCAUCCUCAACGAAUACAUCAUCCUGACCGCCGCCCACUGCAUGAACCAAUCACGCUUCAUUUACGUCAAGCUUGGUGAGUUUGACGUGUUGGUGGAUCACGGCAACGAAGCCACCCACCAAGUGAAAACCAUCAUCACACACAACAAGUACCGGCCGGACACCUACCACAACGACAUCGCGCUCAUCAAAUUGGCCACGCCCAUCAAGUUCUCCAGGUUCAUCCUGCCGGCAUGCAUACCUGAGACGGAGUUUGCUGAAAAGGUGCUGAUGCGGCAGGAGGACGGCAUGGUCAGCGGUUUCGGCCGACUCGGCGAAGGUCGGAAGCCGUCCACCAUCUUGCAGCGGCUCACCAUGCCUUACGUGGAUCGGCACAGCUGCAUCGAGUCCACCCAGCUACGCAUCUCGACCCGCAUGUUCUGCGCCGGCUACGACACGAUAGCCAAAGACUCGUGCCAGGGUGACAGCGGCGGGCCGCACGUCACGCGCUACAGCAACACCUACUUCAUCACCGGCAUCGUGAGCUGGGGCGAAGGAUGCGCACGCAAAGGCAAAUACGGCGUCUACACACAGGUGUCCAAGUACAUCCGCUGGAUCAACGAUGCCAUCGACAAGAUGAUGCACACAGAGGAGAGCGGCGGCGGCAGAGUGAGGAGGCACCACGGCGCCAUCAAGAGGCUGGUUCUGUAACACCGCGCUGAACACAGUUCUUCAUCGGGCAGAGAUCGGCCACUCUCAUGUUAUCAUCGAUUUUGUUUUAACAGUCACAUUUAAACUUUUGACAAUAUUUACCCGUUUUAAAAAGACAUCUCCAAUACUCUUAAAGCUGCAUUAAUGAAUGUGUUUGGCCACUAGGAGGCAGCAGAUCAAGCUGCAAAACAACUCCAACUCAUUAUCAGUCCCCUACUUCCACAUUCAGCCGACACUGAUAGUGUCAAAAAUGGAGCGUGGGGUUCCUCAGGGUUCCAUCCUGGCUCCUCUAUAAUUUCUCUUUGAUGAAAGCUGCAUUCAUGAAUGUGUUUGGCCACUAGGGGGCAGCAGAACAAGCUGCAUUAAAACAUCCACGAUAUUAUCAACUUCUAAAGUAGCUGCAGCUGACGUGUUAGCAAACCGCCCCGACUUCCACAUCCAGCCGACACUGACGGUGUCAAAAAUGGAGUGUGGAGUUCCUCAGGGUUCCAUUCUGGCUCCUGUAUAUUUUCUUUUUGCUUGUAAAGUUACAGCAAACUAAAAAACAUGUUGGCAAACUUUUAUGUUCAGUAACAUAAUAAAAUGUGUCUGUGUAAUUUUGAUCUGUUGGAACAAAAAAUAUAUUUUUUUUAAAUAUUUGUGUAAGCAAAACAUUGUCUGAUUUCAUGUUUUUUUCAGUCACUGGCAUUAAUUAGCUUUUAAAGCUGAAAUUGAAUCAAAAUAAAGAAAUACAACAAA
Molecule: messenger RNA, 2339 nt
Organism: Anoplopoma fimbria (sablefish)
Lineage: Eukaryota; Metazoa; Chordata; Actinopteri; Perciformes; Anoplopomatidae
Gene: f10
Product: coagulation factor X
Exons: 9
Coding region: 90-1601 (503 amino acids)
Biological process (GO): proteolysis; blood coagulation
Cellular component (GO): extracellular region
Molecular function (GO): serine-type endopeptidase activity; calcium ion binding
Source: RefSeq, a predicted model, not a curated record